AUGCAGGAAUCCUGCCCUUCCAUUAAAAAUAUUCUUCUUUUGGAUUCCGAAGGGAAGCGUGUAGCUGUCAAGUAUUAUUCGGAUGAUUGGCCUACAAAUAGUGCGAAGGAAGCUUUUGAGAAAGCCGUUUUCAUCAAAACUCAGAAGACAAAUGCUCGAACAGAGGCGGAGAUAGCAAUGUUUGAGAACAAUAUAGUGGUUUACAAGUUUGUUCAAGACCUUCAUUUUUUUGUAACGGGUGGAGAAGAUGAAAAUGAGCUCAUUUUAGCGUCUGUUCUUCAGGGAUUUUUUGAUGCAGUGGGUAUUCUUCUUAGGAGUAAUGUAGAAAAGAAGGAGGCACUUGAGAACUUGGACCUCAUUUUACUGUGUCUUGAUGAAAUUAUCGACGGAGGCAUUAUUCUCGAGAUGGAUGCAAAUGUGAUUGCAGGGAAGGUCGCAAGCCACAGUAUUGACAGUGGCGCUCCUUUGUCUGAGCAGACAAUAAGUCAAGCCUUGGCCACAGCUCGCGAACAUCUAGCAAGAUCUCUUCUAAAGUAAUAUGUUUUCCUCAUAAAUGUGAAUGGCAAGGACAUCCCCCACACCAAAAAAAAAAAAAAAAAAAAGAGAAAAAAAAACAGGGUGAGUUGGCCUGCUGUUUUGGUAAAAGAUGACUAAUGUUGAGUUAACAAUGGUGGGCUCAGUUUGUAUGGAUUUGAGCAGAUGUGGUACAUUGCGGGAUUGGUGUUAAAUGUUAUUAUAUGUGGAGUUGCCAGAUUUUCUGAAACAGUCUUGUUUUAUAUGUGGUCAUUGGCUGAAUGAGGAUGGAGCAGGUUUUUAAA
Molecule: messenger RNA, 818 nt
Organism: Cucurbita maxima (winter squash)
Lineage: Eukaryota; Viridiplantae; Streptophyta; Magnoliopsida; Cucurbitales; Cucurbitaceae
Product: coatomer subunit zeta-1-like
Exons: 6
Coding region: 1-537 (178 amino acids)
Biological process (GO): retrograde vesicle-mediated transport, Golgi to endoplasmic reticulum; intracellular protein transport; intra-Golgi vesicle-mediated transport
Cellular component (GO): COPI vesicle coat
Source: RefSeq, a predicted model, not a curated record